Messenger RNA from Plasmodium malariae, 1338 nucleotides. RefSeq names its product conserved protein, unknown function. Gene Ontology annotation, cellular component: mitochondrion; plasma membrane; lipid droplet. The record is from RefSeq and is a predicted model, not a curated record. Gene Ontology annotation, biological process: glycolipid biosynthetic process. Bases 1 to 1338 code for a protein of 445 amino acids. NCBI's taxonomy places the organism in Eukaryota, Apicomplexa, Aconoidasida, Haemosporida, Plasmodiidae. The transcript has a single exon.
AUGAACGGUAAGAAGUACGACAUACUGCUGCUAGGCAGCACAGGGUAUACGGGGCAAAUGAUUUUAGAGUACCUUUUAAAAAAAUAUGAAAAAGAAAUAACGAAUGGGCAGAUAAAACUCCUAUGUGCUGUGAGAAACAUAAAUAGGUUGAAUGAAAUUUUGUUACGAUUAAAAGAAAAAGAAAAACUCAGAAAUACAGAAAAGAUAUAUAAAAAAGAAGUCGAUGUAGUAAAUAACUAUGAUUCUAUAUUAAGUUGUUGCAAAAUGUGUGAUGUAGUUGUAAGUACUAUAGGACCGUAUGCAAUAUAUGGGUAUAAUAUUGUAAAGGCUUGUGUGCAGGCAAAUUGCCAUUAUUUAGAUGCUUGUGGUGAACAUGAUUUCAUUUUAAGGAUAUAUAAAGAAUUUAACGAAAUUGCUAAAGAAAAAAAGUUAAAAAUAAUUCAUAGCGCAUCCUUUAUUUCAGCACUUAGUGAUUUAGGGACUUACAUUAUUCAGGAAGAAUUUUUAUCUAAGUAUAAAAAGCCGUGUUCAUAUGUUCGUAUACGAUUAUCUAAUGAAGGGAGUGAUUUUAGGACAGUAGGGAAAACUACAAUUAAGAGUGCAUUAUUAUUUAAAAAACGUUUAGGAAAUAGUUAUAACAAGCAUUAUUUAUGUGAAAAUAAAUAUGAUGAUAUAUCUAGUACGGAUGAUGGUUUCCCCUUAUAUGAAAAAAAAAUAAAAACAACAAAUUAUUUCUUUGAUUAUGAAGAAGAAUUUGGGUAUUGCUUUGAUACUGUUUAUUCUAAAAUUGAAGAAGCUUAUGUAUUAUGGUCCAACUAUUUAAUGAACUAUAAAUAUGGAAAAAAUCUGGUUAUAGAUUAUAAACAAUAUGAUGCAGAGUUAUCAAUGCCUAUGUAUAUUAUUAAACGAAUGUUUUCAAUGUUAAUAAAUGGCUUAAAAUACUUGACACCUGUUGAUUACGUCACAGAUAAGUACGUAGACUAUUUGCAUAAACCGAAAACAUCGGAUCAAUUGAAAAAGGGAUUCUGGAAAUGCACCAUUGUUGGUGAGAUGUGCGAUAUGUAUACAGACGGAACCCAAAACAAAAAUAGCGAUGACAACACAAACAGUAACGAAAAUGAAAACAAAGGGAAUAAAAAAAUUAUUCUACAUUUAAAUGGGGAAAAUGAAGACCCGGGAUACCUUUUAACGGCAAAAAUUAUAUCCGAAUCAGCUAUAUCCUUAUUUCAAAAUAAUUUACCAAAUAGUUUUGGGGUACUCUCUGUAUCCGUAGGUCUUGGUAUGGCCCUUGUUGAGAGAUUAAAGCAGGCUUCACUUUGCAUUCACGUUGAGGUGUGA